AUGGAGCAGCUAAAGCCAAGCCCCCCAAAUUCCUCCCCUUUAACGCCGCUCACGUUUUUGGAACGCGCGGCCACCGUCUACGGCGACUCCCCUUCCGUCAUCUACAACUCCACCACCUACACAUGGUCCCAAACCCGCCGCCGCUGCCUCCAGCUCGCUUCCUCCAUUUCCUCCCUCGCCAUCCGACGCGGCGACGUCGUUUCCGUCCUCUCCCCCAACACCCCCGCUAUGUACGAGCUCCACUUCGCCGUCCCCAUGGCCGGCGCUGUGCUUAACACCGUCAACUCCCGUCUCGACGCCAGAACCGUAUCAUUAAUUCUCCGUCACGGCGAGUCCAAGCUCCUCUUCGUAGACGCCGGGUCGGCGUCUCUAGCCCUCGAAGCCCUCUCUAUGUUCCCUAACGACAAGCCGCCGCCUCGUCUCGUCCUGGUCAACGACGAUGACGUGGCAGACGUAUUACCUGCUGCCGUUCAUUUUAUCGGUACGUACGAAGAUUUGGUAACCAAGGGUGACCCGGGGUUCGAGUGGGUUCGACCGGUUAGUGAAUCGGACCCGAUGGUCUUGAAUUAUACAUCCGGGACCACCUCGGCUCCCAAAGGUGUGGUCCACUGCCACCGUGGCAUUUUUCUGAUGGCACUCGACUCACUGGUCAACUGGUCUGUCCCGACUCGUCCGGUCUACCUGUGGACCCUUCCCAUGUUCCACGCGAACGGGUGGUCCUACACGUGGGGGAUGGCUGCGGUUGGUGGGACCAACAUCUGCCUACGCAAAUUUACCGCACCCACGAUCUUCACGCUGAUCGAGAACCAUAGGGUCAUCCACAUGUGUGGUGCGCCCGUGGUUCUCAACAUGUUAACAACCAACUCAUCCACAAACCCAGAAAACAAACAAGAGCUGCUGACCCGCCCGGUUCAAGUCUUGACCGCAGGGGCUCCCCCACCUGCCUCGAUUCUCCAUCGGGCCGAGUCACUUGGCUUCGUGGUCAGCCACGGAUACGGGCUGACCGAGACUGCCGGAGUGGCGGUCUCGUGUGCGUGGAAGAAGGAAUGGAAUCAGUUUCCCGCCGCGGAGCGGGCUAGGCUGAAGUCGAGGCAAGGGGUUCGAUCGGUGUCCAUGACCGAGGUGGCGGUUUUGGACCCCGAUUCCGGGUCACGGGUCGAACCGGACGGAUUGGCGGUCGGGGAAGUGGUGAUGCGAGGCCCAUCGGUGAUGCUCGGGUACUUAAAAGACCAGGUGGCGACGACCGCGUGCAUGAAGGAGGACGGGUGGUUCUACACGGGUGACGUGGCGGUGAUGCAUGCGGACGGGUAUUUGGAGAUAAAGGACAGGUCGAAGGACGUCAUCAUCAGCGGCGGGGAGAAUCUGAGCAGCGUGGAGGUGGAGUCCGUGCUGUACGGGCACCCGGCGGUGAACGAGGCGGCGGUGGUGGCACGACCUGAUGAAUUCUGGGGGGAGACGCCGUGUGCGUUUGUGAGCUUGAAGAAGGAGUAUGAUCAUGAAUCAAAAAGGAUGCCGAUGACGACGGAGAAGGACAUAAUUGAGUACUGCAGGGCGGCGCUGCCGCGUUACAUGGUGCCCAAAACGGUCGUGUUUAAGGACGAGCUGCCGAAGACGUCGACGGGAAAGAUUCAGAAGUUCGUGCUCAGGGAAAUUGCGCGGGCGAUGGGGUCGCCGUCGUCGUCGACAUUAUCAAGCAAAUUGUGA
This is a messenger RNA of Linum tenue, 1704 nucleotides long. The record is from the annotation of a GenBank genome assembly. Lineage: Eukaryota; Viridiplantae; Streptophyta; Magnoliopsida; Malpighiales; Linaceae.